AUGUCUAACCCACCGAGAGAAUUACCAGGGUUAUAUUACGAUACUGAAAGAAGGAAAUACUUCCCAUUAACACAACAGAGACGUAACCAAUUUAAGAAGCAAAAGCUCGAUUCACAAUUACAAAAUCAAAAUGUUACUUAUUGGGAUAAAUGUUUUCUAGAUUAUUCGGAAUAUGUGAAAGAUCCAACAACUAGAAGCCCCGCUUUUACUAAUGAAGAUUUAUAUGUGAUUUGCAAUAUCAUGGCUCUGAAGGAAAGGGGUGCCAAUUUAUUCAACGAAUUAUCCAUCAAACCAAUAGAUAUAACUUUUGGAGGUUACUCAAAUAAAUUAUUAGGUUCGUUUUCUUUCAGUGGUGGCUAUAGAUACUGGUGUAUCUUGUCAGAUGGUCGAAUUUUAGUCUAUGAAAAAGAUACGCAGUACAACCAGUGGGAUAUCAAAACUUAUGAACACAACAUAACGGGGAUUGACGAGCUAAAUUUUAAUCCGAGGUUUGAAGAAUUGACUAUUUUUAAUGUGAAAAGGUCUUGGAAUAAUAUAUUUAUUCAUUAUAAAGUAAAACAAAAGAGAACUACGUCUGGGCCGAAUGAAUUACCUUCAUCAACAACGCAGCACUUAUUUCAUCAAAUUUCUAACUCCCUGAGGCUCAAUAGUAACGAAAAUCCCUACUUGAAAUGUUUUACAAAGUUAGGAAUGAAGGAAUUUGAUAACAUAAAUGAUUCUAUUGCAACCAGCUAUGGCCCUAUCCUAGCAGUAAAGAAGAAACUUUUUAUUUUUAAUUGGCACAAUAUGAGCAUCAAGACAAAACUUAAGUUUAACACUCAAUCUGAUAUAACUGCUAUAGCUUGUUAUGACGAAAAUACUUCACACUGUUAUAUUUAUUGCGGUACAAGAAAUGGAUAUCUGUACAAAUUAACAUUUUCAAAAAAAUCUGGAGUAAUGAUACCUGAGAUACUGUCCACUAAAUGCUAUAAAAAUAUCUGUAAGGUUUCAUCAAUUGUAUCUAUAGUAGCACUUUCCGGUAAUAGAAUAAUGAUAUCUGGAUUUAUGAAAGAUGCUGAGCUUCAAUAUCUCUUUAUAAUUGAUCUCUUAGAAUUGGAUUCCAAUGAUAGUUAUACUACUGCUAAUCCCACAAUUCUGGUAACAAAAUUUAGGAAUGCAACCAACGAUACCGAAAUAUUAUCCAUAUCUGAUAAUGAACAAUAUGUUUGCUAUGGAAAACGGAAUGAUUUUGAAAUGUUCUCCUUGAGACAUAGAAAUUAUGAGCAGAACGGAAACUGCUAUUGCCACCCUUAUGCCUCUUCUCUUGAUUUCUUGAGGAAUUACCCUCCUGAUCAUUUAUUUGGAUUUAAGCUAUCUAGCGUUUCGUUUACUAACAAUAACUCUGUUUAUAGGAAUGAGAAUAUGAAUUGCGUACAUGAAUGCUCUAGUAUGAAUAUUAUAGAGCCUGAGAAAUACGAUAUCGACAAUAACUGCAAAGAGGUAAGUUCAUUAGUAUUAUUAAUGUCCUUUCAAUCUUCGAACGAGAACAUUACGAAUUCUUCCCUUCCCAUUAAUAAAUUAAUCAGUGCCUACAUUUUUUAA
Maudiozyma barnettii is the source of this 1581-nucleotide messenger RNA. RefSeq lists its product as uncharacterized. NCBI's taxonomy places the organism in Eukaryota, Fungi, Ascomycota, Saccharomycetes, Saccharomycetales, Saccharomycetaceae. The coding region runs from base 1 to 1581 and encodes 526 amino acids. The record is from RefSeq and is a predicted model, not a curated record. The transcript has a single exon.